AUGGCAGAGGGGGAACCCGAUAAACCCAGUUUAGCAAAGUGGGGAGAAACGUCAACUCCGAAAGCGGCCCGUUCGCCGCCCUGCCUAGGCCUCUGGUUGCUAAGCGACCGCGACGCCCUCGCUCCCUACGUCCAGAUCUGUGAAUACAUAACUACGCACGCGGGAAAAAAACCCUCUACGAGGUGUCGCCGAAGUCCGAUUGAGCGCAAAUGUCGUAAUUCCCGCAAGUGGCGGCUGGGCAGGAUGUGUCGUGGUGGGGAGGCCAGGCGAGAGAGAGGUGGUAGCCCUCAAAUGCCAGUCUCUGCAGCCCGCGCUGCCCCUGCGGGAAACCCAGACAGCUUCCUCCCCACUGGCGCCUACCAAAUUCUUUGGACUACAAUUCCCAUCAGCCCCAGCAAGCACUGCGGCGGUCUCACCAGCCCUGUGCUCGCUGAGGCUGAUGGGAGUUGUAGUCCAAAGUACUUGCAGGGCUCCAGGUUGGGUAAAUGCUGAACGCUCUUAAUUGAUUGCAUUGCGUUGCGUUGCCUCUAUAGUUUCUUCCGAGAAGCUCAGGGUGGUGUACAUGGUCUCCUUGUUUUGUUUCCAGUGAAAUACGGAUGUUGCAAACAUUUGUCCGGAUAUAAACCAGAGCCACUGUGGUGUAACGGUUAGGGUUUGGGGCAAAGACCUAGGAGAGAUCAGGGUUCGAAUCCCCCACUCAGCCAUGAAACUCACCGGCUGACCCUGGGCGCCAGUCCCCGUCUCUCAGCCUUAACCUACCUCACAGGGUUGUUGUGAGGAUGAAAUGGGAAGUUGGACAACCAUGUAAACCACCUUGAGCUCCCUGGAUGAAAAGCUGGGUUAUACUGUGAAUGGAAGGAAUAAAAACAACAAUAAUUUUAAUAAUGCUGGUGAUUCAGUUCUUUUCCUUUUCCCCUUUUUCCUUUAAUAAAAGCUGUCCAGCUUUAUACUAGCAGCAGGAGGCGUUGCUCAGCUGAGCAUGCCAACAUCUGGCAUUCAUUAACCAGGUUUUCUCCCUUCUUCUCAGUGGUUUUUAAGGUCUGCCAGAUCUCUCAGGUGGUUGGUUUCUCUGCAUUUUAA
Messenger RNA from Podarcis lilfordi (Lilford's wall lizard), 1080 nucleotides. The record is from the annotation of a GenBank genome assembly. Lineage: Eukaryota; Metazoa; Chordata; Lepidosauria; Squamata; Lacertidae.